Molecule: messenger RNA, 426 nt
Organism: Tetrapisispora phaffii CBS 4417
Lineage: Eukaryota; Fungi; Ascomycota; Saccharomycetes; Saccharomycetales; Saccharomycetaceae
Gene: TRM112
Product: RNA methylation protein TRM112
Exons: 1
Coding region: 1-426 (141 amino acids)
Biological process (GO): tRNA methylation; rRNA (guanine-N7)-methylation; peptidyl-glutamine methylation
Molecular function (GO): protein heterodimerization activity
Source: RefSeq, a predicted model, not a curated record
AUGAAGUUUUUGACCACGAAUUUUUUGAAGUGCUCUGUAGGUGCAUGUGACAACAGUAAUGACAACUUCCCUCUACGCUAUGAGGGUUCCAAGUGUCAGAUUGUGCAGGACGAGACCGUUGAGUUCAACCCACAAUUCCUACUAAAUAUCCUGGACAGAGUCGACUGGAAUGCCAUUGUCACGGUGGCCCGUGAACUGGGCAACCAAUCGUUGCCGGUAACAAAACCACAAUUUACCCAUCAGAACGGCGACGCCAAUACAGCUAGCAACUUAACCGAAGACGAACUAGCGGUCCUACAAGAUCUACAUGUCCUUCUAUUACAGACUUCAAUCGCAGAAGGUCAAAUGAGCUGUAGAAAUUGCAAUCAUAUAUAUCACAUCAAGAACGGUAUUCCAAACCUAUUGCUGCCACCACACCUGGCAUAG